This is a messenger RNA of Monomorium pharaonis (pharaoh ant), 1582 nucleotides long. RefSeq lists its product as uncharacterized. The transcript has 4 exons. Bases 58 to 1020 code for a protein of 320 amino acids. The record is from RefSeq and is a predicted model, not a curated record. Lineage: Eukaryota; Metazoa; Arthropoda; Insecta; Hymenoptera; Formicidae.
GCUUUCAGGAUUGCUAACACGGUGAGCGACUUCACGGCGACGUCUCCGUCGGCGAAGAUGAAGGGCUGGUUUAAUCGCGACGAGGACGGCAAAGUGAUCAUUGAUAGCAAUGGGUUUGUUACGAUCACUUGCGAAGAGGAGAAUGUAGUUUUCCAACUUCAUAUAUCAGAAAUUGAUGAAAAAGCUGAACAAAUGUGUUUCAAUGUUAAUGGCAAGGACAUAUUUAUCGACGUUGUUCCAUGGGAGAUGGCUGAGAAUGACUCUGAAAGUGAAAAAUUAGAGAAAAGUUCUAAGGAGGAAAAGGCUAGUCCACCGGCAACAAGCAAAAGUGGAAACGCGAUUUUUCCUUGGUGCGAUGCUUCAACGAAGAUUUUUCUAAAGGAAUACAAAGAGAAGAAGGAACUAGUGAAGAAUCGAAAGUUAAAAAAUAUGAAAAAGGCAUACCAGGAGAUAGCCAAAAAUCUAAUGGACAAUGGCUUCUGUGUAUCACCUUUGCAAGUAGAAAACAGAUACAAAACACUUAAACGUGCUUAUAAAAACAUGAUGAUACACAACCGAAGGAAUGGGAGAGGAAAAUACAUUUGUAGUUAUGAACAAGAUUUGGAUGAGAUUUUUUCAAAUGAUUUGUAUGAGACAGAUAUAAAUGGUGAUGAAGACAAAACGGGAUCUGAAAAGUCUACACAGAAAGGUAACAAUCUCGUUAGUAGUUCUGACAUACAUAAUGCCAAGACACUUCAACAUAACGCCAGAUUGGAAGCUCAGAAUGUAAAGAUAAUUGAAAAUCUGCAAAGCUGUCAGCGUUUAUUGAGAAAUUUAAUCGCUAGAAUGGAUAGUAAAAGUAAAAAUUCAAAUUACAUGCAAAAUGGAGUUUUGCAAGUAUGCAUGGAGAUGCGGGAUCUGCAGAAGCAGGCAUAUACACGUGCAGAGGAAGAGAGACAGAAAGCCAAGGAGCAGAGAGAUGCAAGGAAUAAUUUACUGCAAGAGAUUUUGACAGUUCUUAAAGCUAGGAAAGACACGUAAUAUAAUCCACAUCAAACGAGCGCAAAAUCUUGUUCGCAUCCUUAAUAGUUAAUAAUAUAACAGAAUUUAUUUAUUCUAUUAAAUACAAGAAACGAUAAAUUUCCUGUUGUGUAUUUUUAUAAUUUCAUUACACUACUAAUAUUCUUUAACACAUUGUCUGCCCAUUUAGAUUUGUUCUCUGUACAUAUGUAAUAUAAUUAUUACAAUUAUAGUAAAAAAUUUUCAUAAUGUGAUAAAAUAUGAUUCAUGUUAUAUUUAAUGUUAUUAUAUAAAGGUAUACGAUGGCUAAUGUAUUGAAUAUGAAUGUCUUAUUUUACACUUAUUAAACUUUUGUCAUUUAAAAUUUUAUCUUAAAUUGUAUACUUUACAAGAGUUUUAAAAAAUUUGUUACCAGUAAUUGUCAGAACACCACUGAACAAAAUUAUACAUUAAUCACAGAGAACAAAUUAUUAUUAAUAUUUUAUUAUCAUUGUGGCAGUUAAUGUGUUAAUGUGUUAAGGGAGAAAAUGAUAAAUAUGUACAUAUUGGUACGAAAAAUAAAUAUCAAGUAAGAUGUUCACUA